Molecule: messenger RNA, 1148 nt
Organism: Magallana angulata
Lineage: Eukaryota; Metazoa; Mollusca; Bivalvia; Ostreida; Ostreidae
Exons: 2
Coding region: 296-1081 (261 amino acids)
Biological process (GO): negative regulation of cell migration involved in sprouting angiogenesis; negative regulation of vascular endothelial growth factor receptor signaling pathway
Molecular function (GO): protein binding
Source: RefSeq, a predicted model, not a curated record
AGAGAGAGGGUCAGAUAUAGAGUUGAAUUAGAGGAUUAAUUAAUGUAUGCAAUGGCCCAUCCCAUAAUGCAACAAAAGGGCAGAAGUCAAUGUUCUGUAUGCGUAUUAGUGAUUAUAACCUAAAAGGAGAGAAUUUAUCAAUUGUGAGGGCGAAAUAUAUUGUCUGCAUAUAAUCAGCACACUGAGACAAUCAAUCGCCCACAGACAAAUGCUUAUCUUCUCACAAGGUUCUUAUCCAAUACAUUCAAAAACACACAAUGUGACAACUUUCAGUGCACUAUAUCAGUGAAUCAGAAUGCAUUGUGUUCUAACUCUGUUCAUUUUGAGUUGUGUUGGUACUUUUUUUUUGGUCCAUGGAAACAUUAAUUCUGAAAUAGCAGAUGAAAUUCAGAAACAUGUCUCUCCAAUAUUGGCCAAAUACUCUGAGCUGGAAACUAUCAAUUUAGAAAACCAGAAAAAGAUCAAUGAACUACAAAAAGAAGUCCUGAUAUUGAAACAGAAGAAUGACCUCAAGACCUCUGACCUCCUUGAGGUAACUCAGCAGUUACAGAAGCUUUCUCAAGCAAAACUGGCUCCAAACCAUCUCUCUGGUGACAUCUGUCAAUAUGUGGAUGAGCAGUGUCCUAGAAAAUCUCGUGAAGACAGACAAACGGCCCACACUAUUGCCUUCAGUGCCUACAUAGACCACUUAGGUGGAAAUAAUCACGUUGGAAACACGCUCCUUUACAACAAAGUCCUGGGUAACUAUGGCAACGGCUAUGACACCAACACUGGAAUCUUUACAGCCCCUGAAACCGGUAUCUAUGCUUUUCUCUGGGUAACUCAGGUUCACCAUGGCAGCUGGUGCAGCACCAGAAUGUUAAGAAAUGGCUUCAUUCUCAGCAUGACAGCCUCUUAUGCUAAAGCUGCCAGCACCAGUUUGACAGAGAGUGGGUCUGGGACGGGGUUUCUCAUAACCUACAUGAACCAGGGAGACACAGCUUCUGUGGAAAUGAACAACCCUACUGGCACACCUUGCAAUAUCGUCAGCAAUGACAAAGGCAUUACUACUUUCUCUGGGUGGAAAAUUGCUAGAAUUUGAUGUACAUGUACUUUAAAAAAAAAUCUAAUAAAUGGAAAUUUAAUUUGAUUAUAUUUCCUUCAAUUUU